AUGUUGCAUCUUCCUUUUUCUAGCGGUUACUAUGUGGAAGACAUUUCUUAUCUGGACAGAAGUAUUACCAUUAUGGAUAUGAAUGACACCACAUGCCCAAUACAGAGUCUUCUCUCUCUUAACCUCACAGACUCCAAAUUCUCCCUCCUUUAUAGCUACUACAAUCAGAUGUACGCUUUGUGGAAUUGUUCUACGAAGAUUAUAUGGAAUUCUGCACUAGGGCCGUUUGAUUGCAUGACUGAUGAGCGAGGUUUUGUUUAUGGCAUGACAUACGACUGGUCAGUCGACUCGAGGCCCCCAGUUUGCAGCAUGUAUAAAACUGUUAACAUUUCGAUUGAGUUUUGGUAUCAAAAUAAUCAAACUAAAAAGAUAGUUAUAGAAUGGGAAGCCCUUGACGGAUGGUACGACUGCGAAAAAUCAGGGAACUACUGUGGCUUCAACACUACAAGCAAUUCAACGAUCUGUGUUAUAAACCAACUCCAGUGGAACCCAGCAGAGAGGCCUUCCAUGUCAAUGGUAUUACAAAUGCUAGAAGGUGAGUUCAAGAGCUUGGAGAUUCCUCCAAAGCCCUUCGUUUCUUCAGAUGAGGAAAUGGAUGGAAAUUGA
Pistacia vera is the source of this 606-nucleotide messenger RNA. RefSeq lists its product as uncharacterized. Bases 1 to 606 code for a protein of 201 amino acids. The record is from RefSeq and is a predicted model, not a curated record. NCBI's taxonomy places the organism in Eukaryota, Viridiplantae, Streptophyta, Magnoliopsida, Sapindales, Anacardiaceae. The transcript is spliced from 2 exons.